Anoplophora glabripennis (Asian longhorned beetle) is the source of this 1184-nucleotide messenger RNA. Its product is annotated as aldose reductase. The record is from RefSeq and is a predicted model, not a curated record. The transcript has 5 exons. Lineage: Eukaryota; Metazoa; Arthropoda; Insecta; Coleoptera; Cerambycidae. Gene Ontology annotation, molecular function: aldose reductase (NADPH) activity. Bases 132 to 1061 code for a protein of 309 amino acids. Gene Ontology annotation, cellular component: cytosol.
UUGCCGAUUUACUUAUUGAUUAUGAUUAUAUCACUUCAUAAAAAGUUGUCAAGAGUGUGAUGUCCUGAUUUAAUAUUUAUCGUUGAAAUUUUUAUUAGAUUUGGAUGUGAUUUUAAAGUAUAUUUGUUGCCAUGUCAAAAUUUAGAAAACUAAACAAUGGUAAUACGAUUCCUACUAUUGGAUUGGGAACCUAUAAGUCGAAACCAGGUGAAGUUGAAGAAGCAGUUAAAUAUGCAAUAGAUAUUGGGUAUCGUCAUUUUGAUUGUGCCUGGUUUUAUGCAAAUGAAAAAGAAGUUGGAGAUGCACUACAGGCAAAACUUCAUGAGGGAGUUGUCAAAAGAGAAGAAUUGUUUGUAGUAACGAAGCUCUGGAAUAAUUUUCAUGAAAAGAAAAAUGUUGUACCAAUGUUGAGGGAAUCAUUAAAAUCUUUACAAUUGGAAUAUGUAGAUCUAUUUCUAAUUCAUUGGCCAUUUGGAUUUAAAGAGACUGCUGAUGGCCUUCCUACAGAUGGUACUGCAUCCUACAGUGAUGUAGAUUAUCUUGAAACUUGGGAGGGAAUGGAAGAAUGUGUAAAAUCAGGUUUAACAAAAAGUAUUGGUAUCAGUAAUUUUAAUAAAGAGCAAGUUGCGAGGUUAGUCAACAACUGCAGGAUUAAACCAGUUGUGAAUCAAGUAGAAGUUAAUCCAAAUAUCAAUCAAAAAGAAUUAAUACAAUUCUGUAAGGAAAGGGACAUAGUAGUUGUUGGUUUCUGCCCUUUGGGACGUAGUACCCAGAGUACUACAAUAUCGACCUAUCCACGAUCUACGAUAUUGGAUCCAAAAGUUAUAGAGGUGGCAAAGAAAUACAAUAAAACCCCUGCACAGGUCAUAUUACGAUAUCUGGUAUCAUUAGGAAUUUGUGUAAUUCCAAAGUCUGUAACAAAGUCAAGAAUUUUGGAAAACUUUGAUAUAUUUGAUUUUGAAUUAGAGCAGAAGGAUGUAGCAUAUCUGGAUUCUUGUAACACAAAUCAGAGAGUCUCACCAAUGUCGGCGUAUAAAGACCACAAGUAUUAUCCUUUUUAGUUCAAAUUUGAUAUUUUUCUAUACUAUAUUGUAAUAAUAAUUACUCAAUUUACAAUGAAACAUAUUCAACAUAAAAAGUGCAUUUUGUACAAAUAUAAAAAUAUAUAUUAAUAAUGUGUAAAA